This is a messenger RNA of Lutra lutra (Eurasian river otter), 521 nucleotides long. It is a transcript of the gene ATP5MG, whose product is annotated as ATP synthase membrane subunit g. The coding region runs from base 107 to 418 and encodes 103 amino acids. Gene Ontology annotation, biological process: proton motive force-driven ATP synthesis. Lineage: Eukaryota; Metazoa; Chordata; Mammalia; Carnivora; Mustelidae. The transcript has 3 exons. The record is from RefSeq and is a predicted model, not a curated record. Gene Ontology annotation, molecular function: proton transmembrane transporter activity.
GAGGCCUGACCUUGGAAGCGGAACGGGGUCCUGCGGUGGGUCCUUCCGGGGGGGGGGGGUGACAUUCAGCGGCCGUCCGGGGCGAGGGACCUUCCAGCUUGGAACUAUGGCCCAGUUUGUCCGUAACCUGGCGGAGAAGGCCCCGGCGCUGGUGAACGCUGCUGUGACUUACUCGAAGCCUCGAUUGGCCACAUUUUGGCACUAUGCCAAAGUUGAGCUGGUUCCUCCAACCCCUGCUGAGAUCCCUGCAGCUAUUCAGAGCUUGAAAAAAAUAGUCAAGAGUGCUCAAACUGGUAGCUUCAAACAGCUCACAGUUAAGGAAGCUCUGCUGAAUGGUUUGGUGGCCACCGAGGUAUGGAUGUGGUUUUAUGUCGGCGAGAUCAUAGGCAAGCGUGGCAUCAUUGGCUAUAAUGUUUGAAGACCAAUCUUUACAUCUGUUUAUAUGUGGCUUAUUAUUUGAGGGUUCUUGGACCAUGUGUGAUCAGACUGGUACUUGAAUAAAAGAAGAUAAUGUGUCAAAA